Messenger RNA from Oppiella nova, 348 nucleotides. Lineage: Eukaryota; Metazoa; Arthropoda; Arachnida; Sarcoptiformes; Oppiidae. The record is from the annotation of a GenBank genome assembly.
AUGAAAAACUUUCAUAAACAACUGAUCCACUCGUGUUGCGAUGUUUUGGACAAAUUGUUGGCAAUUAAUACACCGAUUGUCACGUCAUAUCAAAUUAACAUCACAUCAAACACUGUCGGCCCGGAAAGCAGUGAAAGCCGUCGAUUAGCCGGAAACCUAUGGCGCGCACUGGGCAUCGAUCCGACCAUUACGCCCAACCACCUAACCCUCGGUGAGAUUGGGUUGGAGUCCAUGUUUGCCAUCGAAAUACAGCAACUAUUAGCCAAACAGUGGAACGUCAACCUGACUCUCAACCAAUUGAAAACAGUAACCAUUGGUAUGUUUAAGGAGUACGAUGAUGCCCGAUGA